Molecule: messenger RNA, 1388 nt
Organism: Argiope bruennichi
Lineage: Eukaryota; Metazoa; Arthropoda; Arachnida; Araneae; Araneidae
Product: RNA-binding protein squid-like
Exons: 7
Coding region: 105-1097 (330 amino acids)
Biological process (GO): regulation of gene expression
Cellular component (GO): nucleoplasm
Molecular function (GO): RNA binding
Source: RefSeq, a predicted model, not a curated record
UUACAUAAAAAUGGCAACUCUCUAGCGUUCACUACUAAAAUUUUUUGUGUCGUCUGAUAUCCAACUUCACUAGUGACAAAGAACCUCUAGUGUUUGUAUAAAUUAUGGAAGACCAACAGCAAUACGAGGACAAUUUUACGUCCGAAGAUCAAAAUUAUGGGGACUAUGGAACAGAUUUUAAUGAGGGACAACAAGGACAGGCUAAUGGCGACGUGGAAGAUCAAGGCGGUUCAGGCGGCGACAAUGCCCAAUCUAGUAAAUCUUCUUCCGAAGAAGACAAAAAGCUUUUUAUUGGGGGAAUUAGUAGGGAUACUAACCAAAAGGAUUUAAAGGAUUACUUUUCCAAAUUUGGUGAAGUAACAGAAGUUAACAUCAAAACAGACCCUACUAGUGGUAGAUCUCGAGGUUUUGCUUUUGUUGCAUUUGCUAGCCGAGAAUCGGUUGAUUCCGUAUUGCACAAUGGUCCUCACACUAUUAAAGGUAAACAAAUUGAAGCCAAACGAGCCAAAGUCAGGCCAGGUAUCAAAAAAAUCUUUGUUGGUGGAAUUGAAUCUGACAUGACUGAAGCAGACAUUCGUAACUACUUUGAACACUUUGGAAAAGUAGAAACUGUGGAGCUUCCUUUUGACAAGGUCAAAAACCAAAGGAGACAAUUCUGCUUUGUCACUUUUGAAGAUGAAAUGACUGUUGAUCAGGUUUGUAAGCAGCCUAAGCAAAAGAUAGGAAAUAAGGAAUGUGAUGUUAAGAAAGCAACAACCAAACCUGAUCCAAGGUUGACUCGGGGUGGUGGCAUGGCGGGCCGAGGACGUGGCAGGGGUGGACCUGCUGGAGGUUGGGGACAGGAUUAUGGCAUGCAAGGAUAUGGUGGUUAUGGAAACCAAGGUGGCUAUGGAGGUUAUGGCGGGUAUGGUGAUUAUGGUGGCUAUGGCGGUUAUGGAUCUGGAUAUGGUGGUCCUGGUUAUGGAGGAUAUAACUACAAUGGCUGGGGUGGCUAUGGACAAAAUGGUUAUUCUGGUGGAUAUGGUGCUCAACAGCCACCUGCCCCAGGAAAAGCAAGACGUGGUACCACUACUGGUCAAGGAUAUCAGCCAUACUGAAAAUUUUAAGUCGAGCCAUCCUGCAGUUUCAUGUCCCACAAUCCAACCUCUUUGGAAGGUGUAAAUAGCCUGUGUGUGUUUUAUCCACUUCAUCUCUUAUGCUUAUAAAAUUGUGCAGAACUUUUUUUUUUUUUUUUUUUUUUCUUCAAGUAGCAUGUCCAUGCUUGGUCCAGUGUUGUAAAAUAACGUUUUGUCUGUGUCAAGGCACAUUCCAAUAAAAAGGAAUUCUUGUUAGUAGUUCACACACACACCUGAUGCAUUUUCAGAACAAAUAUAAAUGUGUUUUUUUUA